ACGAGGCUUGACACGCAUGUGGGUCCUGUCUCCGUCUGCUCUGCCGUGUGACAUUGACUUUCCGGUUGGCCCGGAGCGGCUGGUGAAGCAAACCAUCAUGGGGCUGCUUCAGAAUGUUGUCCGAGGCCUGGUUCGUGGUUCAGACAGAAUGGCCGAGAUAACCAGUAAAAUGGGACCUAACUCCUUCAACAGAGGACGAGGAACCAAGAAGAUGGGGUAUCUGACCUCCAACCGCAAGUUUGUCAAGGUGAAGGAGAUGGUGCCGCAGUUCAUAGUCCCCAAUCUGACUGGGUUUAACUUAAAGCCGUACGUCACUUACAAGGCUCCUCCGGGAACAGAGGAGGAAAUGUCUGCCGAAAAACUGUUUAUGGAAACUGUAGCUCCAGCCAUACAGAAGGACUAUGAAGAGGGAACCUUCGAUCCUGAUACUCUAGAAAAAUAUGGAUUUGAGCCCACACAGGAGGGCAAACUGUUCAAGUUGUAUCCAAAGAAUUAUGUCCAAUAGUGUGAAGUCACAGCAUGGAAUCUUGUCCAUAUUGUGGAACUUUCUUUUCUAAUUAAAUGU
Nanorana parkeri is the source of this 565-nucleotide messenger RNA. It is a transcript of the gene MRPL41, whose product is annotated as mitochondrial ribosomal protein L41. The transcript is spliced from 2 exons. Gene Ontology annotation, cellular component: mitochondrial large ribosomal subunit. Bases 17 to 505 code for a protein of 162 amino acids. Gene Ontology annotation, biological process: translation. The record is from RefSeq and is a predicted model, not a curated record. Gene Ontology annotation, molecular function: structural constituent of ribosome. Lineage: Eukaryota; Metazoa; Chordata; Amphibia; Anura; Dicroglossidae.